AGAGAGUCGGUUGUGCAGCUAUCCACCAUCCAGUCAUCCAGCCAUUCAGUCAUCCAACCCAGGCAAGCCGUGCGUGCGUGUGAGUGCGGUGUGGAAGUGGAAUGAGCAGAGCAGAGCGGAGAGUUUCAGUGAGGAAAGAUGGCCGUCAAAUAAGCACAUUUUCUUUGUUACAAAUGGUGUGUUUGUAAAUUAAAAUCGCAGCGGUCGCUGUCCGGAUUGCCGGGCGAUACUGGGUAGGUCCGGAUCAGAGGGUUCCCAUCGGUGGAUGUGCUGCGGCGUGAGCGGAAGCGUGAUAAACAGCAGCCCGUGUUUUCGGUAGUUUUCAAGUGUCUUUGCCCCCUUAUAACUACUACUAUCCGCUCUACUGGUUGGUCGUUCAACCUAAUGAAAUCUCGGAAAUGCGCUUGACUAACACCAGAGAUGUCUAGUGCCACAGCGAACCCCAUCAAAAUGCCCCUGUCUCGUAGCACGUUACUAGAACUUCCACCACCAGCACACUCCUACAAUCAAGAUGGGGUCCUGCAACCAAUGAAAUCAAACAUGAAGGAAUACAGCCCUCCAGCCACAUCGGCUGCUUCCUCCAUGUUGCCCGAGCUACCUAUUGCCUGGGUUAGAACCAAGGCUCCAACACCCACAUCCAACUCAAGUACCCCCCAGCAGCAGCAGCAACAACAACAGCAACAGCAGCUACUCACCAGGAAAACAAUGGUGGCUACACCCGAGCAAGUGCUCAAAAUCUACAGACACAAGCUCACCCCCUAUGAGCACCGGGAGAUAUUCCACUACAAUCAGAUUUAUUUCAUCGGGGCCAAUGCUAAAAAACGCCCUGGCAUCAUAGGGGAACCAUACAACUGUGAUUAUGAUAAUGGUCAAGGAUCAUAUAUACAUAUACCUCACGAUCACGUGGCAUAUCGGUACGAAGUGCUGAAAGUCAUAGGCAAGGGUUCAUUCGGGCAGGUUGUGAAAGCCUAUGACCAUAAGAACCAUAUACACGUGGCGCUGAAGAUGGUGCGGAACGAGAAGAGGUUCCACAGACAGGCCCAGGAGGAGGUGCGCAUAUUGGAACAUCUGCGGAAGAAGGACAAAGAUAACAACAUGAACAUAAUCCACAUGCUGGACUCGUUUACGUUUAGGAACCACAUGUGCAUUACUUUCGAGCUCUUGUAUAUCAAUUUGUAUGAGCUUAUCAAGAAGAAUAAGUUCCAAGGAUUCAGUAUCCAAUUGGUGCGCAAGUUCUGUCAUUCGCUGUUGCAGUGCCUGGACGCGUUGUACAAGAAUAAGAUCAUCCACUGCGAUAUGAAGCCGGAGAACGUUUUGCUGAAGCAGCAAGGACGCAGCGGGCUCAAGGUGAUAGAUUUUGGAUCGUCGUGUUACGAGGAUCAGAGGGUGUACACGUACAUCCAAUCUAGGUUCUACAGGGCGCCGGAGGUGAUACUGGGUGCUAGAUAUGGCAUGCCAAUUGAUAUGUGGUCACUGGGAUGCAUCUUGGCCGAAUUAUUGACAGGGUUCCCGCUGUUACCGGGAGAAGAUGAGGCCGAUCAACUGGCAUGCAUCAUGGAAUUGCUGGGUAUGCCGCCCCAGCGAUUGCUCAGACAAUCCAAACGGGCCAAGAAUUUCAUCAGUUCGAAGGGAUAUCCUAGGUACUGUACGGCUCAAACGUUGGCGGAUGGAACCACGGUGUUGUCUGGAGGAUUGAGUCGUCGAGGAAAGCCACGAGGACCACCCGGAUCUAAGGAGCUGAAGCGAGCGCUGAAAGGAUGCGACGACCCCUUGUUCAUAGAUUUCAUCAGGAGGUGUUUGGAAUGGGACCCCGACCAUCGCAUGACCCCGCACGCAGCUUUGAGGCACACCUGGCUCAGGAGAAGACUGCCUCGGCCUCCUGACGAAGAGACCAAGCAGCAACAACAAUGUAGUAGUAUUAGAACUCCAAUCAGUUCUACCGUUCGGGUUCAGUUAAGUGAUGAAAGAUCUGCGACAUUACAUUCACAACAUAGUAAUCACUCAGGCAAGUUGCCACCAAUUUCAUAGCCAUGUGUCCCUAUACAUUGUGAUUACUUUAGAUUAGUUUUUUAGUUAGUUCCAAUGACUGGGGUAUUCCACUCGAAUUGCAGAAAAUAUAAUUAUCAUCAAAAAUAAUUCAUUAACUAUCACGCAAUACAAUUAUAUAAUUACGUUUUUAUUUUAAUUAAUUUUUAAUUUUUGUAAAUCCAAUGUUACUUUGCGUAUUUGUUCACUAGGCAUUUUCUCGAGUUCAUUUUGCCUAAGCUCUCGGUAAAUCCCUGAGCCCUUGUGAUUGUGAUUCUAAACUAUUCGACUCUUCUUUCAUAACAACCAAAUCAAACGAAGCGUUUAUAAUCGAUUACUACUUACAAUUAUAGUUUUUUUUUAUUAAUUUUCAUUAAUUAUUUACGAUUAUUUUUUAAAGCAAAAAUAAUUCAUAUUAUUUUGAAACUAUAUUAAUUUGUUCGUGCUUCAUGAUCUCAGUGAUUCAAGCGUGCGGGAGGGAUAAAAUGAGUAAAUCUAAUCCUUAACUUCAGUAUUUUCUAUUCGCUCGAUGAAUCUGUUGAUUUUCGCAAGAGGGGGAAACACUUUAGUGUAUUAAUUAUUAUUAAUUAUCAUUUUACCCGAUUUAUUUUUGUUUGUUU
This is a messenger RNA of Nicrophorus vespilloides, 2645 nucleotides long. RefSeq names its product dual specificity tyrosine-phosphorylation-regulated kinase 2 (gene Dyrk3). Gene Ontology annotation, biological process: peptidyl-serine phosphorylation; peptidyl-threonine phosphorylation. The record is from RefSeq and is a predicted model, not a curated record. Gene Ontology annotation, cellular component: nucleus. Gene Ontology annotation, molecular function: ATP binding; protein serine/threonine kinase activity; protein serine/threonine/tyrosine kinase activity. The transcript is spliced from 3 exons. The coding region runs from base 421 to 2028 and encodes 535 amino acids. Lineage: Eukaryota; Metazoa; Arthropoda; Insecta; Coleoptera; Silphidae.